Drosophila melanogaster (fruit fly) is the source of this 1766-nucleotide messenger RNA. RefSeq lists its product as uncharacterized. The record is from RefSeq and is marked reviewed. NCBI's taxonomy places the organism in Eukaryota, Metazoa, Arthropoda, Insecta, Diptera, Drosophilidae. Bases 785 to 1693 code for a protein of 302 amino acids. The transcript is spliced from 4 exons. Gene Ontology annotation, biological process: vacuolar proton-transporting V-type ATPase complex assembly. Gene Ontology annotation, cellular component: endoplasmic reticulum membrane.
CUCACUUAAAUUUAACCCUCGCGAGUGUAAGUUGUAUUUUCAUUGAGAGCCAGGGCUGCAAGACUUUAAGGUGACCAGCGUUUGUUAGCCAAAUUCAAAGUACAAAAUAAAUAAAAUUAAAAAUAAAACUAUUGUGAGCAGGAUCUUUCAUACUAUCUGUGCUAAAGCACAGGCCUCAAAAGCAAUGCAAAAAUUAAUGGAUAAAUAACUUAAGAUAACAUCUUAAGUAUAUCAUACGAUAUACGAUAGUGGAAGCCCUGGUUCGCUACGAUUUCUCAUGUGACAGCUGUGGGCGAAUGAAAAUAAUGAUAAGCCAAGUCGGACGAGAGCUCUACAAGGUGCCGCUUCGCAUUCUAGACCAUCGCGUGUUCGUAAACGGCGAGAUCGAGGCCUUUCUUGAGAACUUCGAGGUGCGGCGCAACGACAGCGAAGUGGAGAAACUUUUCCAGGUCACCGAAACAGUGGGAUCUCUGAAGUACGAUCUGUCCCGGUGCAGUGCAACCGGAAGGGGUAGCGGAGCCGAGAACCUCGCCCAACUGGACACGGAAGUCAGCCAUCUGCUGGACGGGGUCAACGCACUCUUGGCGAAAGCGAAGGUGGAACGAACUGCUAGCACCCAGUUGCAGGAGGCGCGACUGGCACGUGAGCAACGCCGGGCGGAGUUCCUAACCAAUUUGGAGCACGGCUAUCGCCGAAUCGAGAACUCAUUCGAGGAGAAGGAGGAGGAAAUCGCAGAGCUUUACUCAGAUUUGCAACUAAAGCUUAACAUUGCCAAGUAGAAACUAUGCUGAAGUCAACGAUUGUUGAUCCGCGGGUGCGCCUUGUGCCGUCAAAGAAGCUGCUUGACUUUCUGGACGCCCAAAAGAAGCACUUAAAGGAGUUGCCCGAAAAUGUGGCCAAGAUUAUGAAGCAAAGAGGCCACACACUGCCCACCUCUAUUAGGAUUAUCAAGGAUGCGGGCUUGGAGUACAAACGACCAAAACUCAAUUACGAGCUGUUGACAAAACUAACUGAAAACCUAGCCGACAAACCAGAAGAACCUGCUAAGGAUAAAUCGGAACCAGAUUCAGGGGUCAAGGAUAGUGAUGACGCAAAGUCAACAAGGGAGGUUAAACAUUUCCUAUACUUAACCGACCUGCACUGGCUCUCAAAAACACUGGCUGAACUGCGUCGUCAGGAUCACUGCCAAGUCUUUCUGCAUCAGCUAAUUGAGUCCUGUGAUCUGCUCCUGCCCGAAAACGAAAUGAAGCCGCGCAAUCCUGAGCUAGAAGCGCGCUGCCAACGUCUUCGCGCAGAGCAACAAAAUCGGGAUUACCUCAAAAUGACCAAGAAUGUGGAUGCCGGCUUAAAACACUAUCCAGAGGACACUAUCAGCUAUCAGAUUAAGAGCCUUAACAAGCAAAUCAUUGCCGUGGUGCAGUUCAUCUUCUCCGUGGCCGCUGGCUUUACGUUCGGCUUUUUCGGCGUCAAUUUGAUGGUGGGCCCGCUGCCUUUCGGCUUUCGCAUCUUGCUGGGCGUGAUUGUAGCGCUCAUCAUAGCCCUGGCUGAGAUGUACUUCCUGGCCAAGAAGCUGCACGAGUACGAUGAGGUCUUGGACGCGCCCAAACGUAAGCCGCAGCCAUCGACGCCGGCUAAGCGCACCCCGCCCGCCGAGGGAAGUCAAGUCCAGACAUUGAAACCCCAUGUUGACUAGAUAGAUGAUCUGCGAGUAAAAAUCGUUCUUUGUCGUUGUAUUAUUUCGCUUUGCAAUGUUAGGUUAUAUAAAU